UCUGCUGGAUCUAGGGUUUCGAUUAGAACGAAAACCAUUUCAUUCAUGGAUUUGUCCAUCGACAACAGAUACCAUCGAAGAAGACGAUGAAGAAUUUAGGGUUUUUGAUUUUAUCCACGCUACCUGCAGAUCGAGAAAGGUGUUUCAAGGGAACGAAUUCUAAAGGAAACCCCUAAUUCCCAGCCCCUCUCUCUCACCAACCCAAUACUGUUUUUCGUCAAGAUUUUUGUUUCUUGGUUCUGCACCUUUUUUUUUUGUAAACUGCGGAAAAAAGAUAUGGAUCGAAUUCAAAACUAGCGGGCAACCUGACGUUCUUACAGCAAGGGACAAAGAACAGUGAGAUGUCGAUGAAUGAAUUUGAGAUGAGAAAUCAAUUGGUUCUAUAACUUCUGAUACGGACAAUUCCAGAAGAAGAGGAAGAAGAAGAGAAAGAGAAAACAUGUAUAGUAAUACCGUUGAAGUGUACCACUGUGAAAGAAGGAUUGGAGAAAUGGAGAUAAAUCCACCUCGGGAAUCGGGGCAGGAAGACGAGACGAAGAAGAUGAAGAAGAGAGAAAUAAUGGAGGAUUUGAAGAAGGGAAUCAGAAUUAGCCAUUUCUCUCAACCUAGUGAGAGGUGUCCUCCUCUUGCUGUUCUUCACGCUGUUUCUACUUCUGGCCUUUGUUUCAAAUUGGAAGCCACAUUCAAGUCCAAAUCAUCUUCUUCUGCUCAUGAUCCGGUCCGUCUCUUCCAUUCAUCCUGUCUCAGGGACAACAAGACUGCAGUGAUGCUACUGGGCGAGGAAGAGCUCCAUUUGGUUGCUAUGUGUUCUAGGAACAGUGAAAAGGAAUACCCAUGUUUCUGGGCAUUCAGUGUUCCACCCGGACUCUACAACUCCUGUCUUAUCAUGCUAAACCUCAGAUGUUUGGGUAUUGUCUUUGAUCUCGAUGAAACUCUCAUAGUCGCAAAUACCAUGCGCUCAUUCGAGGAUAGGAUCGAAGGAUUACAACGGAGAAUAAACAAUGAGGUGGACCCACAACGCGUUGCUGUUAUGAUGGCUGAGGUGAAGCGUUAUCAAGAUGACAAAAGUGUACUGAGGCAAUAUGUUGAGAGUGAUCAAGUAGUUGACAGCGGGAAAGUGAUUAAGGUGCAAACUGAAGUUGUUCCUGCCUUGUCUGAUAACCAUCAGCCUGUUGUUCGCCCACUCAUAAGGCUUCAAGAGAAGAAUAUUAUCUUGACUCGCAUCAAUCCAAUGAUUCGUGAUACGAGUGUUCUUGUGAGGUUAAGGCCUGCAUGGGAGGAGCUUCGUAGUUAUUUGACUGCGAGAGGGCGCAAGCGUUUUGAGGUUUAUGUUUGCACAAUGGCUGAAAGGGAUUAUGCCUUAGAGAUGUGGCGACUUCUUGAUCCGGAAGGAAAUUUGAUUAACACAAACGAGUUGCUCGAUCGCAUUGUUUGUGUGAAGUGUGGUUCAAGAAAAUCAUUGUUCAACGUGUUUCUAGAUGGAACCUGCAAUCCUAAGAUGGCACUGGUGAUAGAUGAUCGGUUGAAAGUAUGGGAUGACAAGGAUCAACCAAGGGUUCAUGUGGUUCCUGCAUUUGCUCCUUAUUAUGCUCCUCAAGCUGAAGCAACUGCAAUUCCUGUACUGUGUGUUGCAAGAAAUGUUGCUUGCAAUGUCAGGGGAGGAUUUUUCAAAGACUUUGAUGAUGGUCUGCUACAAAAGAUUGGGGAAAUAUCAUAUGAGAAUGACAUCGAGGAUAUUCCUUCUCCACCUGAUGUCAGCCAUUAUUUGGUCUCUGAGGACGAUGUAUCAGGUUCUAAUGGGAACAGAGAUCCGCUUUCGUUUGAUGGGAUGGCUGAUGCCGAAGUGGAGAGAAGAUUGAAGGAGGCAAUUUCUGCAUCUUCAUCCGUCCCUACUGGGGUGAAUCUAGAUCCUAGACUAGCUUCUUCCCUUCCAUUUAGCUUGCCUUCUUCUUCUGUCUCAGUUCCAGUACCAGCAGCCCAACCAUCAACUGGUACCUUUCCACCUAUGCAGUUUCCACAACCGGCUCCAAUGGUUAAGCCACUAGUUUCUGCUGGUUCCUCUGAACCAAGCUUGCAAAAUUCUCCAGCUAGGGAGGAAGGUGAGGUGCCUGAAUCUGAGUUAGAUCCAGAUACUCGUAGGAGGCUUCUCAUAUUGCAGCAUGGACAAGAUAGUAGAGAUCUUGCGCCAAGUGAACCUCCACUUCCUCAAAGGCCACCAGUUCAGGUUCCACCUCCACAUGUGCAACCAAGAAGUGGCUGGUUUCCAGUUGAGGAGGAGAUAGAUCCAUCUCUAAUUGGUCGAACAGUUCCCAAAGAAUAUCUAUUGGAUUCUGAAAUGGUCCGUGUGGAGAAGGUUAGGUUUUGUCAGCCAUCCUUUUUUUCUAAGAUUGAUACUUCUACUCAAUCUGAUAGGAUGCUUCAUGAGAAUCGGAGACCACCAAAAGAGUCAUUCCAUAGAGAUGAACUACUAAAUUCAAACAACAAAGCUGGUUCUCAUGCUUUCUAUGGGGAGGAGGCAUCUUUGAGUCGUUCUUCGUCCAGGAACAGGGAUCUUGACUUUGUACCUGGACGACCUGCCUCAACAGUAGAGACUCCAGCUGAAGUUCUACAUGAUAUUGCAAUGAAAUGUGGCACUAAGGUGGAAUUCAAACCAGGACUGAUUGCUACUGCAGAUUUGCGGUUCUCUGUUGAGGCUUGGUUUUCCGGGGAAAGAGUUGGAGAAGGGAUUGGCAGGACAAGAAGAGAAGCCUUGCAUAAGGCUGCUGAGGUUUCCAUCCAGAACUUAGCUGAUGUAUAUAUGUCCCAUAGAAAUCCCGACCCACGACCAGGCAAUAGGGGUGCAAGCACCGUUGUCAAUGGCAGUAGUACCUUUUUGGGAAAUGGAAAUAUGGUAGAGAAUCAACCAUUUACCAGAGAUGAAUAUGCACCAUUCUCGGCAAUGUCAGAUCCGAGAUUGGAAGGCUCUGUUAGGCCAAUGGGCUCCAUUUCCGUCCUCAGGGAAUUGUGUGCAAUGGAGGGAUUUGAAAUGGCUUUUCACGCUCAGCCUCCAUCAUCAUCACCAUUGGACAUUGUCCAAAAAGAUGCAUUAUAUGCGCAGGUCAAAAUAGACGGUCGAGUUUUAGGAGAAGGGGCUGGUUCAACUUGGGAUGAGGCUAGAAUGCAGGCGGCGGAAAGAGCGCUUUCUAGUUUGAGAUCGAUGCCUGGACAGUCUUUGCACAAGCGGCAAGGAUCUCCGAGAUUGUCGCAUGGGAUGUCGAGCAAGCGUCUGAAGCCAGAGUUUCAACGUUCUCUGCAGCAGAUGCCAUCUUCGGGAAGAUAUACUUGAUGAAAAAUAAUCCCAUGAGAAGCUUUUAGACUCAUUUAACAUCAAGAAUUCCGAGGGGAAUUUGGCCCAGGAAUACUCUUGCUGCUCGAAAAAGACUCGUCGGGCGUAAAGCUGGAAAUCUCGUACAAGUUGAGGCGAAAGUCACUUUGGACAGCAGAAAAUCGAUGUGAGGACCGUACGGACAACAAAGCUCGUAUCUUUCAACUCGGACAUAACUCAGCAUCGGCGUCUCCCUGUCUGUAACUAAGCAAAGCAGUACAGUUGGCUAACCAGAUCUGUUAACACAGCCUUUUUCACGUUGAGGGGUUUCUUUUUUUCCUUUUUUUUUUGUGUUUCUGAGUUUCGCUUUCACCCUUUGCCCGGGACAGGAACAGGGAUGAGUAGAACAUAUAGAACAUAAAUCUUGUCUGCAUUUUUGUGUUUAGACCCUAAUGGCUAUCGGUGAAGAAGAGAUAUCACGCAUUGAAGCU
Messenger RNA from Tarenaya hassleriana, 3795 nucleotides. RefSeq names its product RNA polymerase II C-terminal domain phosphatase-like 1. NCBI's taxonomy places the organism in Eukaryota, Viridiplantae, Streptophyta, Magnoliopsida, Brassicales, Cleomaceae. The record is from RefSeq and is a predicted model, not a curated record. Gene Ontology annotation, molecular function: RNA polymerase II CTD heptapeptide repeat phosphatase activity. The coding region runs from base 440 to 3325 and encodes 961 amino acids. The transcript is spliced from 18 exons.